UCAUCAUCAUCAAAGCGAGAAACUGAUGAAGAUAAAAAGAAUUCUCAGCCGUUGAUUCCUGGAUUACCGGAGGAGAUCGCGGAGCUCUGUCUUACUUAUCUCCCGUAUCCGUACAUAGCAUUGGUACGUUCGGUUUCAGCUUCAUGGAACAAAGCCAUAAUAUCCCCUGCCUUCAGUCUCUACAGGAAAUCUCUUUCACUUUAUUUGCCUCAUCUUUUCGUUUUUGCUGUUCAUAAAUCAACGGCCAAGAUCCAAUGGCAGGCGAUGGACCUGCGAUCUGGCCGUUGGUUUGUUUUACCGCCCAUGCCAUGUCCCAAGGCUGUUUGCCCAAAGAGCUUUGCAUGUACAUCGAUUCCACGUCAAGGGAAAAUUUUCGUUCUCGGCGGUAUGCUCUCGGACACAGAGACUCCCAUGCGCUCCACUCUCAUCUACCGUACAUUAACAAAUCAAUGGUCGCUUGCGUCUCCAAUGCUCACAGCUAGAUCAUUUUGUGCUUCUGGGAAUAUUAAUGGUAAGAUCGUGGCCGUUGGCCGAAGUGGGUCCAACAUCGGUGAGUCAAUCACAGCCGCUGAAUGCUAUGACCCAGAGAAUGACACGUGGACGGAGCUUGCUAAAUUGCGUAUGGGGUUAGCUAGGUAUGAUUCCGCUGUGGUAGGGCACAAGAUGUAUGUCACCGAAGGGUGGACAUGGCCUUUCAGGUCAUCACCAAAAGGUGGGGUCUACGACUCCCAGAGGGACGCCUGGCAGAUGAUGAGUGAUAAGAUGAGAGAAGGGUGGACAGGGAUCAGCGUGGUUCUGGAUGGUAGGCUGUUUGUGAUAUCAGAACAUGGUGACUGUCCGAUGAAACUGUACAUGCCUGAAUCCGACACGUGGCAGUACGUGGGUGGGGAUAAGUUACCACGUGGAGUAAUGCAAAGGCCAUUCGCUGUGAGCGGAGUGGAAGGAAGAAUAUUUGUGUUGUCAUCUGGACUAAAUGUGGCAAUAGGAAGAAUUUAUGAUGAAGCAGAUGGAAAAUGUUGCGCAGAAUGGGAAGUUGUGUGCGCCCCAAAAGCUUUCAAGGAAUUUGAUCCUUUUAGCUGUCAAGUGCUUUAUGCCUAGCCAGAGGUUUUGAAUUAUUAUGUUUUUGUAUUAUUAAUGAUUAUUAAAACCAGGUUGCCUAACUUGGUAUUGGUUUUUGUUUCUAUUAGGCGAGAUUUUCUUUUAUAAUCUGUAUUGCCUAAUUUCUUUUGAAUUUGUAACUCCGAAGCUACAGCUGGAGUUUGUCUAUAUGCAGUUUGGAUGACUAUUAUAUAACAUCCUGUAAUGUAAUCUUAUUGCUUUGCUAUGAAAAUUAUGGGUUGUGAUUAA
Molecule: messenger RNA, 1347 nt
Organism: Pistacia vera
Lineage: Eukaryota; Viridiplantae; Streptophyta; Magnoliopsida; Sapindales; Anacardiaceae
Product: F-box protein AFR
Exons: 1
Molecular function (GO): protein binding
Source: RefSeq, a predicted model, not a curated record